AUGUAUGUAAAUACUUAAUGACCUGCGUGUCUUAGGUUAUAUUGAAACUGAGCGAACAGCCAGUGCUGUAGUGCUUAGUUUAGUCUAAGUAAGUUAGUCUGUAGUUUUUUUUUUAUAAAAAAAAAAUAAAAAAAAGUUCAGUAGGAUUCCAGUUACAGAUACAGUCUGGUCAGACAAUAGCCCAUAAAUUAUUCAGAGAAUUAACAUGUUGCGCUACAUUUCAAGGACCCAUAUUUUGGUCAGUUUUGCCUUUCUUCUCAUCCUUUUGGGAACUGUCUAUAUUUAUUCUGGAUAUCCUGUUUCGUCCUUCAGUGUUUGCCAGCCUUGUGAUAAUAUCCCUGAGCCAGAGGUGAAGGUUGCAAAGACAAAAGAUUGCAGCAGAUGGAGGAUUGGAGACCUAAAUAUGAAAACUGGAUUGAAAUAUGCUCAGCCAAGCACACAAAAAGGACGCACUGAUGUGAACUCAGUGACAAAUUGGAAUGCUCCUCUGGUUUGGGAGGGAACCUUUGAUCCAGUCGUUAUCGAUGACAUCUAUAAGAGAAUGGACCCAAGAGUCGCUGUGGUGGUGUUUGCUGUUGGCAAAUACACUCGUUUCCUAAAGGGCUUCCUAGAGUCGAGUGAAAAGUACUUUCUUGUUGACUUCAGGGUCACUUACUACAUCUUCACAGACAAUGAAAAAGACGUUCCUAAAAUUAGAUUGGGUGAGGGCCGGAAGGUCUCAGUUGUCACUGUCCCUAGUGCUAUGCGCUGGCAGGAUGUAGUACUUGGAAGGAUGAAAUGGGCCACCAUCACGAUUGACAAACAGAUCCGUAAUGAAGCAGAUUAUCUUUUUAUGAUGGACAUCGACAGUGUCUUUCACAACCACUUUGGAGCAGAGUCUCUCAGCCAGCUAUCUGCUGUGCUUCACCGUGGCUACUACAAGAACACAAACAGGGAUAAAUUUCCAUAUGAGCGUCGGCCCGAGUCCAAGGCAUACAUUCCUGCUGGUGAAGGAGACUACUAUUACACUGCUGCUGUCUGGGGUGGAUAUCUCGAGGAAAUGUACAAGCUAGUCAGGUACUGUUACGAACAGUCAGAAGAGGAUGCCAAGAAUAAGAUUGAAGCUGUAUGGCAGGAAGAAAGUCACCUCAACAGGUACCUGUUGUACAACAAACCAACCAAGGUGCUGUCUCCAGAGUACCUGUGGUCAGACUACGAUCAGAUACCUUCAGACAUCAAAGUGGUCAGGGUCUCCCAGCUGGUUAAGAACUAUGCAGAGGUGCGGCCCAAUGGUGGACACUGAUGUCGAGUCAAUUUAAUAUUUAUGAUGUAGAACCUUCUGAAGAAAAAAUAAUAAUAGGCUAAUAAUAAUAAUAAUGGGGAUAGCUAGGUUGUUCUGUAUUUUGUAGCAUACUCUCGAAGGUAUAAAUGAAGCAUUAAAAAAUACAUGGAUUUUAAUCUUGCUCCCUACAUAUUUAUUAUAAAAUUUAUGGCCAGCAUAAAGAAUUUAUCGCAUGGCAAUAUAAAAGUCAUUGAUUCUGUUUGGCUCUGUUGGGUCAGCAGUUUAUCCAAGCUAAAUUGAACUACAAGUGUCCAUUGUAACAAUGCGUAUGAUUAAAAAGGUGACGGCAAUUUUAUCACUAACUGACUUUUUCUGUGAUAAAUGGCCAUGGUAAAGCACACCAUGAUAAUACGAUGUGGUGUAAAGAUGAACUGUAGAAAACAGUUGAAGACACUGUAUUUUGUUCUGUGUAGUUCAUCACCUCUGCUUCAUCCAUUAUAUAUUCUUUUAUAACUGAAGUCAGGACGCUGCUAAACUUUUAGAGAUUUCUCAGACUGUGUGUAUCACCUGUGUUUUAUUCUUUUGUAAGAUAUUGAGCACAGAAUUUAGACUUUUAAGGUAAACUCUUUGCCUUCAUUUUCUCCCUUUUUAAGAUGUAAAAGUAAAUGCUCAUAUUGCCCCCUAGGGGUGUUGUAGUGCGCCAGCAUCAUCUGGAUUCUCUGGGAUUUACAGUGUAUUACCUCUGUAUUGCAUUCAUUUCAUUCAUUCAUUUCAUUUCAUUAUUUUUUAGGCAUUACAUUGUGUGCAUUGUAUGAUAAUGACUGAAAUGUAAUCACAUUUGAUGCUGAAUGCAAUGACAAAAGUGUUACUGUUUCUGUUUUUUACAA
Messenger RNA from Seriola dumerili (greater amberjack), 2148 nucleotides. RefSeq names its product globoside alpha-1,3-N-acetylgalactosaminyltransferase 1-like. The record is from RefSeq and is a predicted model, not a curated record. Gene Ontology annotation, cellular component: Golgi apparatus; vesicle; membrane. The transcript is spliced from 11 exons. Gene Ontology annotation, biological process: carbohydrate metabolic process. Gene Ontology annotation, molecular function: hexosyltransferase activity. Bases 206 to 1282 code for a protein of 358 amino acids. Lineage: Eukaryota; Metazoa; Chordata; Actinopteri; Carangiformes; Carangidae.